Messenger RNA from Cydia splendana, 2203 nucleotides. RefSeq names its product zinc finger protein ZFP2-like. Gene Ontology annotation, biological process: regulation of DNA-templated transcription. The record is from RefSeq and is a predicted model, not a curated record. The transcript has 9 exons. Lineage: Eukaryota; Metazoa; Arthropoda; Insecta; Lepidoptera; Tortricidae. Gene Ontology annotation, molecular function: RNA polymerase II cis-regulatory region sequence-specific DNA binding; DNA-binding transcription factor activity, RNA polymerase II-specific; zinc ion binding. Gene Ontology annotation, cellular component: nucleus. Bases 28 to 2187 code for a protein of 719 amino acids.
AUUUGCAAAACAAAGGAAAGGAAAAUCAUGUGUGAUAUAAAACUGGAGCUCGAAGAUUUAGAAAUAUGCCGCGGCUGCCUCAGUUCAAAUAGGAGGCUCUCAUUUGUGGAAACCGCUGUGUAUCAACCUCUUUUGACUGAAGAGCAAAUUCACGAAUUGGAUCUUACAGAGCAUAUAGCUUUGUGUUGGGAGUGUAUGGCUCUGCUGCGCAAGACAUGGGGGUUCCGGGCACAGGUGCAGAAAGCACACACAAUUCUGCAAGACUCCUUACAACUUUUACCAGCAAAACCUACUUUGUCUUCUCUUUCUUUCCAUCAAAACUUUGAAUAUGAUGCUGUUUUUGAAGAAAGCACAUCCCAUGAAGUACCAUUAUUUGAUGAAACACCGAGCUCAACUGUACACCGUGAUAAAGUGAUUGUACCCACAAAAUACAAAACUAAGCUAACAAAAACUGAAAUAACAAAUAUGAAAACUGUUAAAGUUGUUUUACACGAUAUUUUUAAAAAUAAUAUUAAAUCUGAACACCCCAGUGAUGAUAAUGAGAGUUUUGGAGCUGAUGAUACCUACUGUUCAUCUGAAGAAAUUACAGAAACAAAAAACGAUACCAGAGAAAUUUUCUCAGUAGUGAAACAACCAAAUUUACAAAAGGGACCAAAGAUAACUAGAGAAAUAAUUACAACUCCUGCAAUACUGAAACAGGGUCGGAAAUCACAGAAAAUAAUUGACACCAAACAGGUUGCACCAAAAAGGAGAAAAGUUGAUACAGCACUAAAACUUCCCAUAAAAAUUGUAAAACACAAUUCAAUGGAUGGUAAAAACCAAUGUGAAAUUAAAGCCUUAGAAUCUUUAAACAUUGAUACUAAAAUAAAAUCAGAAGUAAAAGAGAAUGAUAUUUAUUCAGACGAUGAGGAUGACAAAGCUGAUUUAAAUUAUAGUGAAUUUGAAACACAAGCAAGAAAAGAAAAGCAAUCAAAGCUACACACAGAUAUCAAAGUAAACAGCCAUAAUGAACAGAAAAAAACACAAAGAAGGAGGAAAGAAGGUAUAAAAUUCAAGGUAGUAAAUACUAGAUUUAGAAAGAUUGAACAGAUUUUGCCAUAUUUUCAAGAAAUCGAAAUGAAUGAGCAAGAUUUAAAGAGCACCUUAGAAAAAUAUGAUGCAAUUGUUGAUAAACGCAAAAUCCAUAAAUGUAAUAUAUGCGGUGUGACGUAUCAGCUUCACAUACACUUAAAUGGACAUGCAUUACAAAGACAUAGAAAAACUCAUCCUGAAUACUUAAUAAAUGGAAUUUUCCACAACCCAGCCCCAGUGUUGCCGCAAAAGUCCGUCUGGCGUUGCGGCGUUUGCGCCAGAAUGAUGCGGAGAGAGCAUAUAGUCGCACAUAUGAAUGAAUUCCAUUUACGUCGAUAUUUGUGCAAUGGGUGUGGUUGGAGCCUGAGGCCUUUUUGGAAUGUAGAGGAUCGCAGACGACACUGGAAAGAAGUUCACAAACAAUUUUUCUGUGACAUAUGCAAAACACGCAGGAGGUCAAAGAAGUUGAUGGAAUUUCAUAUUGAAGAAUCUCACGUGCCACCAAACCAACGCCGCCAUCGCCAGCACCAAUGCCCCCACUGCCCGAACACAUACCGAGACCGCCAGGCCCUAUCCGAGCACGACAGGGAAGCCCACAAGCCGCAGACGCCGGUCGAGUUGCGGUACUGCGUGGCGUGUGACGUCACCCUUAAGACUCCCUACUACUUAGAGGUUCACUUCCGAAAUUAUCACUCAGGGAUACCUAGAAAGACAUUCCCGUGUCCACAGUGCGGCAAGGUUCUGUUCAAGAAGAGCAAUCUCAAGGCUCAUCAAAGGCUUUUUCACGGAGGCGUAACCAACCACCGCUGCGAUAUCUGUGGCAAGUACAUGUGCUCAAGAUCAGCGUUGAGACGGCAUUUGGAUAUGCACAAUAAUAUAAAACGUCCGAGCACUCACCCGUGCACCAUAUGUGGGCGCAAGUUUCAAGGCACCCAUCACCUACAGCGCCACAUGUACACGCACACAGGCGAACGACCGUACAAAUGUACAGAAUGCGAGUCCGCGUUCACGCAGCCCUAUACGCUGCAAAUGCAUCUGGCCAAGCAGCAUAAAGUGGACGCCAAGGUGGGGUACGAUGGAACGGUUGUACCGGCGACGAAGACAAAAACUGUGUAGAACGACUAAACAUGAA